This is a messenger RNA of Phaeoacremonium minimum UCRPA7, 603 nucleotides long. Its product is annotated as putative vacuolar protein sorting-associated protein. The transcript is spliced from 3 exons. Gene Ontology annotation, biological process: retrograde transport, endosome to Golgi; intracellular protein transport. Lineage: Eukaryota; Fungi; Ascomycota; Sordariomycetes; Togniniales; Togniniaceae. Gene Ontology annotation, cellular component: endosome; retromer complex. The coding region runs from base 1 to 603 and encodes 200 amino acids. The record is from RefSeq and is a predicted model, not a curated record.
AUGGCCUUCCUAAUACUAGUGAUUGGGGACCUCCACAUCCCUGACAGAGCUCUGGACAUUCCCGCAAAGUUCAAGAAGCUACUCGCACCCGGAAAGAUCGGACAGACUCUCUGCCUAGGCAACCUGACGGACAAGCACACAUACGAAUACCUGCGGACGGUAGCGCCGGAUCUAAAGAUCGUGAAGGGGCGCUUCGACGUCGAGGCCACCUCGCUCCCGCUGACGCAGGUCGUCACGCACGGCAACAUCCGCGUCGGCUUCUUGGAGGGCUUCACGCUGGUUUCUAAUGAGCCAGACCUGCUUCUGGCCGAGGCCAACAAGCUGGACGUCGACGUGCUGUGCUGGGGCGGCACCCACCGCUUCGAGUGCUUCGAGUAUAUGGACAAGUUCUUCGUCAACCCGGGCAGUGCGACCGGCGCCUAUAGUACGAGCGCGGGCCUUGAUGGCGAGGAAAUAGUGCCUAGCUUCUGUCUGAUGGAUGUCCAAGGCAUAUCGCUCACAUUGUACGUUUACCAGUUGAGAAAAGAUGCAAAUGGUGUGGAAAACGUGGCUGUGGAGAAGGUGACCUACACAAAGCCAGUAGAGCCGACAGGAGGCUCAUGA